GAGCACUUGUCCUUCUGGCGGGACCCGCGCGCUCGUGCAGGUGGCGUGUGGCGGCCUGAGGCCUUUGCAGAGCCCGGCGCGGCUCGCCUUCCCCCUCUCCACAGCCGGGCGGGGAGAGGCCGGCCCCAGGCUGCAACCGAGCGCCAGAGAAUAACAGUUUGGAGGGCCAAGAUGCUGUCCAGCUCAAGGAUAUUUGCAGUGAAUCAUAAGAAAAUAUCCAGCUUGAACAUUAAUAAUGUGUGUUGCUCUAAAAUAAGAGCAAGUUUAAAAAGAUUAAAGCCACAUGUGCCUCUUGGAAGAAAUUACAGUUCCCUUCCAGGUUUAAUAGGAAAUGAUAUCAAAUCCCUCCGUUCCGUCCUCAGCCCUCCUGCAGCUAAAAUCCGUAAUAUUGGGAUUAUGGCUCAUAUUGAUGCGGGCAAAACUACCACCACAGAAAGAAUAUUGUACUAUUCUGGAUACACAAGAUCACUGGGAGAUGUUGAUGAUGGAGACACAGUGACAGAUUUUAUGGCUCAAGAGAGAGAAAGAGGCAUUACUAUUCAAUCAGCUGCUGUUACAUUUGAUUGGAAGGGAUAUAGACUCAAUCUAAUUGAUACACCAGGUCAUGUGGACUUUACCGUGGAGGUUGAACGCUGUCUAAGAGUGCUGGAUGGUGCAGUGGCUGUAUUUGAUGCCUCUGCAGGUGUAGAGGCACAAACUCUCACAGUAUGGAGGCAAGCUGAUAAACACAAGAUACCUCGAAUCUGUUUUUUAAACAAGAUGGACAAAACUGGAGCAAGUUUUAACUAUGCAGUUGAAAGCAUCAGAGAGAAGUUGAACGCAAAACCUUUGGUUUUACAGUUACCAAUUGGAGAAGCCAAAACUUUUAAAGGAGUGGUGGAUGUAGUAAGUAAAGAAAAACUUCUUUGGAAUGCCAACUCAGAUGAUGGAAAAGACUUUGAGAGAAAACCCCUCUUGGAAAUGAGUGAUCCUGAACUGCUGAAGAAGACGACUGAAGCAAGGAAUGCCCUGAUCGAACAAGUUGCAGACUUGGAUGAUGAAUUUGCUGACUUGGUUUUAGGAGAAUUUAGUGAAAAUUUUGAUUUGCUACCACCUGAAAAGCUCCAGACUGCAAUACACAGAGUAACACUGGCUCAGACAGCAGUGCCGGUGCUUUGUGGAAGUGCCCUCAGAAACAAAGGGGUCCAGCCCCUGUUAGAUGCUAUUACCAUGUACUUGCCUUCCCCUGAAGAGCGCGACUAUGAAUUCCUGCAGUGGUAUAAGGGCGACUUAUGUGCACUGGCAUUUAAAGUUCUCCAUGACAAGCAGCGAGGACCACUGGUUUUUAUGCGCAUUUACUCAGGCAUGCUGAAACCCCAGUUGGCUGUCCAUAAUAUUAAUGGAAACUGCACGGAGAGAAUAAGUCGUCUGCUUUUGCCAUUUGCUGACCAGCAUAUAGAAAUCCCUUCACUGACUGCUGGUAACAUUGCUUUGACUGUUGGGCUUAAACAUACUGCCACAGGAGACACCAUUGUCUCAUCCAAGUCCAGUGCAUUGGCUGCAGCUCGUCGAGCUGAAAGGGAGGGAGAAAAGAAGCACAGACGAAACAGUGAAGCAGAGAGACUUUUAUUGGCUGGGGUGGAGAUUCCAGAACCUGUGUUCUUCUGUACCAUAGAACCCCCUUCAAUGGCUAAGCAGCCAGAUUUGGAUCAUGCAUUGAAAUGCCUUCAUCGUGAAGAUCCCAGUUUGAAAGUGAGGCUAGAUCCUGACACUGGACAAACUGUCCUAUGUGGAAUGGGGGAGUUACAUAUUGAGAUUAUUCAUGACCGAAUCAAGAGGGAAUAUGGACUGGAAACCUAUCUAGGGCCUCUCCAGGUGGCGUACCGAGAGACCAUCCUAAAUUCAGUUCGUGCCACAGAUACCUUAGAUAGAACUUUAGGAGACAAACGGCACCUUGUGACUGUGGAACUGGAAGCAAAGCCAAUUGAAACAGCCUCUGUUAGGCCAGUUAUCGAGUAUGCUGACAGUGUUAGUGAAGACCUUCUGAAGGCCUCCCAGGAGGCCAUUGAAAAUGGAAUCCACAGUGUGUGCCUCCAAGGACCAUUGCUUGGAUCCCCAAUUCAAGAUGUGGCGAUUACUUUACAUUCGCUGAUGAUCCAUCCUGGUACCUCCACAACUAUGAUUUCUGCCUGUGUCUCAAGAUGCCUACAAAAGGCUCUGAAGAAAGCCGACAAGCAAGUUUUAGAGCCCUUGAUGGGUCUUGAGGUUACAGUGACGAAAGAUUACCUCAGCCCUGUCCUGGCAGAUCUGGCACAAAGAAGAGGCAACAUUCAGGAAAUCCAGACUCGUCAGAACAACAAAGUUGUUAUUGGAUUUGUUCCAUUAGCAGAAAUCAUGGGCUAUUCAACUGUGCUUCGAACGCUAACGUCAGGCUCAGCUACUUUUGCCUUAGAACUGGCUAAUUAUCAAGCCAUGAAUCCUCAAGACCAGAGCACGCUGCUGAGCCAGAGAAGAGGCUUCACCUAAGGGCUCGAGGUCCUUGGGGAGAAAUUCAGGAGCACUUACCUGCUUUGUUUCAGUAAGAACAAUUUUUAUUGCUUUAUUUAUUGGACAAAUACAUUACUGUUUCAGUGCAAAGAACUAGAUGAAAGAUGUAACUUCAACUGACAGCACUGGAACUGUCCAUUCUACUUUAUUUUUUUUGAUACAAAAAUAUUUCCCUUUAAUAAAGAUUUUCACAUGUCUUAUAUUUAAGGGGAAACAAUUAAAAUGCUGUGUAAACAGCCCAUUAAAUAAAGUUUUACUAUUUAUCUUUUAGAUCAUAUAAUUUUUCUUCAAAAUCUGUACAUAUUCUUGUGAUGCUCUCAAAAGUAGAUCUUGAGUUAGAUUUGACUCAUCAGUGGAUCCUAGAGAAGCUCUACAGAAUUCAGAUUCCAAUUCUGCAGCAUCUUUCUCUGGUUCUCUGGUUAGACGUUUCCCACCUCCUGCCGUCUCUUGGUACAGUGCGUCUCCAUGCUGUUAUUUGGAGGCCGCGGUCUUGAGGUAGGACUCGCUCGGGUUUUCCCUUGGGGCCAAGAUUCCUGCUGAGCACUGAACUGCUAUUACGAUUCCCAGCACAAGUGGUCCCAGGACUGGCCUCGUAGUCAGAGUGCUGGGUAAAGAUCUGUUCUGCUGUGUCUCCAGGAGUUUGGUUCUGCUCUCUGCCAGCCUCUUCUUAGUCUCUUUAGUUUAUUUGCCAAUGAUGUACAACUUUUAAUUCUUCUAGAUAGAGUUGCUUAUAAGUUUCCAAUGUUUUAUUAGAAUCUUCUUGAGAAAUUUUCAUUUUGGAGAGUUCAGAUUCCAGAUCUUUAAUUUUGAGCUCCAUGUGACUUCUUAUUGAAGCAUUAUUAUUCUCUCUUAACUGCUCUGAGUUUUCUUGAGCAGCUGCUUAUGUCAGUAAUAGAUUGACUUCUUUUAAUUUUUCUACUGUCUUGCUUUCUUCAGUCUCUCAUUUAUACUGUUCUGCUUGACAACAUGUUCUACCAUCUUCAUUUCUGUAUGACUUUUGAGAUUUACUACUUCUUGAUCCAGCUUCUUUUUAUUUUUGUCUAGUUUUUCACUUUUGCUUUCAUGGAUAAUCCUAUCAAAGAACUUGAUUCUCUGCAGCCAGACGUACACAUUUUGAAGAUGCAGUUUCCAGUUUUGCUGUAAGAGCAUCAGUACUAUGUUUUAGCAUUACUCUGAAUAUCCAUUUCAAUUUGAUUGGUUUUUAAAUCUCCAUGGGAGCUAUGCUCUCCAUUUUCAUUUAACUUCCUUCUUGUCUUUUUUUUUUUUUUUUUUGGUGAGGAAGAUUGGCUCUGAGUUAACAUCUGUUGUGAAUCUUCUUCUUUUUGCUUGAGAAAGAUUGUCCCUGAGCUAACGUCUG
Molecule: messenger RNA, 3883 nt
Organism: Equus quagga
Lineage: Eukaryota; Metazoa; Chordata; Mammalia; Perissodactyla; Equidae
Gene: GFM2
Product: GTP dependent ribosome recycling factor mitochondrial 2
Exons: 21
Coding region: 172-2505 (777 amino acids)
Biological process (GO): ribosome disassembly; mitochondrial translation
Cellular component (GO): mitochondrion
Molecular function (GO): GTPase activity; translation elongation factor activity; GTP binding
Source: RefSeq, a predicted model, not a curated record